GUACCUAGUUACUAGUUAUAGCUUACCGACAGUCUGUCUGUGCUGACAGCCGACAGGAAUUUCUUGUUAAUUAAUCCAAAUCGAAAUUCGCUAAGUUAUAGGGGAUAGAAAUUGUUCUUCUUGUUUUGGUUGCUACAAAAAAUUUAUACACCUUAAUAUUGAAACACAUUAGUAUGUUGUUUGAUUAUUAGUUAUUGAAGAAAAUUAGUAAAUUUUUUUGGGUGAAUAUUUUAUCGCAAUGAAAUUACUGAAAACAUUGAAAAGUGUGAAUGAAUUUUAACUAAAAUUUUUACUUUACAUUGAUUAAGAAAAUGUCUCACAGAACGUCUUGUUUUCAACUCAGCGAUUUAUUUCCUAGGGAGAUUGAUAUUGAAGUUUGUCUAAAAACAUUAAAAAUAUUUCAAAAAUUAGAAGGAGAUGUUAACUGUGUUGUUUGGGAUGCAUCCCUAGUUCUUGCCAAAUAUUUAGAAACCAUGUGUCAAUCAAAACCAGACUUCUUAAGUGGUGUUCGGGUGCUAGAAUUAGGUUCAGGACUUGGAGUUGUUGGUCUAACUGCAGCUACUUUAGGGGCGCAAGUAACCCUUACUGAUUUACCAGAAGCUCUUCCAUUACUUCGCAUAAACAUAACUGAAAACAAAUCAAAGAUUGCCAGCAUGGGUGGAUAUGCAAUAGCGGAGUCCUUAGUAUGGGGUGACAAAAAUUCUGAUAUUCAUAAGCAAGAAUUUGACAUGAUUGUUUUAGCUGACUGUGUUUACUAUGAAGAUGCAAUUGACCCACUUAUAGAAACUUUACAGUGUUUAAAUAACACAUUAAAAAAAAAACCAACAAUUUAUUUGACUCAAGAAUUAAGGGAUUCAGAAAUACAGAAAAAGUUAUGGAACAGUUUCUAUGAAAAACUAGAUGAGCAUUUCUACAUGGAAAAAAUACCUGAAGAACAACAACAUGUUAACUAUCGGAGUUCUGAUAUUUUAUUAUUGAAAAUAACAAAAAAAUGAUAUUUAUACAGCUAUGAUCUUGGGUAAUUUAAUGCAAAGAAGAUAAGCAAUUUCUAAGGUAAAAAAAUAAUAUGCUGGCUUAUCAUAGAUCUUGGUACUGAUAUGUUAUAAAAAGAGACAAUAUUUAUUAUCUACUACUUUAAGCAUACUGUGAAAAGAUUCCUUCUGGUAUUUGAAUCAUGUUUAGUUAUGGACCUAUAUUUAUGCUUUUUUGAAAAUUAUUUGAAAUAUUUGCUAUUUAAAAAUAAACAAUACUUAUCAAAUAAAUUUAUUCAAAAUAGUGUCUAGAGCACAAAUAGAUUCGUAGAAGGGAUUUAAUGUUCGUAACUAGAUAGAUCUAUGGAAUAAAAAGAUUUAGCCAUUAAUUUCCUCAAUAAUUUCUUUACUUUCAUGGUAUCUUGAAAUUAUUAUAAAUUGACCGGUUCAUCAAGAUAUCCUUUUCACAAUGUUCACUGUAAAGGAUCUCCCUUAUAAUGUGCAAAUUUUUUUAGGGUACAGAGAUUUGCGUACCUACCUACAUUUUUUAUUUUUAGACCUGUCAAUAAUUUAGUUUCGAGUUACCUAAAUGCACAAAA
Messenger RNA from Pararge aegeria (speckled wood butterfly), 1570 nucleotides. RefSeq names its product protein-lysine methyltransferase METTL21D-like. The coding region runs from base 312 to 995 and encodes 227 amino acids. The transcript has 3 exons. The record is from RefSeq and is a predicted model, not a curated record. NCBI's taxonomy places the organism in Eukaryota, Metazoa, Arthropoda, Insecta, Lepidoptera, Nymphalidae.